UCACUGGCUCACUGAAUUGAGUGUUUUACAUGCUCGUCUCCUCAAAACUAGAGGACGCCUGGUCUCUCUACCUCUGGCAACCCUGGCCCCAUCACAGCCAGCACAGGAACCCACGCCUGCCCCAAGGGUAGAGGGAGGAGCCGAUGGCCCAGGGACACUGGGGUAGGCAGGAAGAGCCUCAGAGAGGAAGGGGUGACCCCCCCACACACUUUGGGGAGGGGCCCCCAGUGAGUUGCUGAAGCUGUGGCUGAGGAGGAAGUGAGAGGAGGAGGUGAGGUGCAGCAGGAAGCUGUUACAUUGCGGGUCUGCGACAGCAUGGCCCAGUCCCUGGGUGAGGACCUGGUGCAGGAUGACUCCAGCUCUUUGGGUUCUGACUCAGAGCUGAGUGGCCAAGGCCCAUAUCGCCAGGCUGACCGCUAUGGCUUCAUUGGGGGCAGCUCAGCAGAGCCAGGGCCAGGUCACCCUCCCGCAGACCUUAUCCGGCAGAGGGAGAUGAAGUGGGUGGAGAUGACUUCACACUGGGAGAAAACCAUGUCUCGCCGGUACAAGAAGGUAAAGAUGCAGUGCCGGAAAGGCAUCCCCUCAGCCCUGCGUGCCCGGUGCUGGCCCCUGCUGUGCGGGGCUCACGUGUAUCAGGAGAACAACCCUGACACCUACCAGGAACUGGCUAAGGCCCCAGGAGAUCCGCAGUGGAUGGAGACCAUCAGCAGGGACCUGCACCGCCAGUUCCCACUGCACGAGAUGUUUGUGUCACCCCAGGGGCACGGGCAGCAGGGGCUCCUGCAGGUACUCAAGGCCUACACCCUCUAUCGGCCGGAACAGGGCUACUGCCAGGCCCAGGGCCCUGUGGCUGCUGUGCUGCUCAUGCAUCUGCCCCCUGAGGAGGCCUUCUGGUGCCUGGUGCAGAUCUGCGAGCUUUACCUGCCCGGCUACUAUGGGCCCCACAUGGAGUCUGUGAGGCUGGACGCCGAGGUGUUCAUGGCCCUGCUGCGGCGGCUGCUCCCACGCGUGCACAAGCACCUGCAGCAGGUGGGCGUCGGCCCCCUGCUCUACCUGCCCGAGUGGUUCCUGUGCCUCUUCGCCCGCUCCCUGCCCUUCCCCACCGUGCUGCGUGUCUGGGACGCCUUCCUCAGUGAGGGUGUGAAGGUGCUGUUCCGUGUGGGGCUGACGCUGGUACGCCUGGCGCUGGGCACCGCAGAACAGCGCCUGGCCUGCCCGGGGCUCCUGGAGACACUCGGUGCCCUUCGAGCCAUCCCCCCCGCCCAACUGCAGGAGGAGGUCUUCAUGUCCCAGGUGCACAGCGUGGCCCUGUCGGAGCAGGACCUGCAGCGGGAGAUCAAGGCCCAGCUGGCCCAGCUGCCAGAGUCGACUUCCGGGCCACCUCCUCGGCCAAAGGCCCGCCUGGCCGGGGCCCAAGCCAUCUUUGAGGCCCAGCAGCUGGCCCGGGCGCGGGGCGGCACCAGGCCUGAGGUGCCCCGCAUCGUCGUGCAGCCCCCAGACGAGCCCAGGCCACCGCGGCGCAAGCCCCAGACCCGAGGCAAGACUUUCCAUGGGUUCCUGACUUGGUCCAAGGGCCCCCCUCUGACGGGCCCCCCCAGGUCCCAUCGAAGCUCCACCUCCUUCUCGGACACCCGAUUUUGAAGGCCCCACUUCUGAGGGUACCAUGGACUCAGUGUCCCCCAACCUCAGUGACCUGAAUGGCUGAUGCCAGCCUCACAAAUGGGCACCGCACUUUAUCGCUGGGAUUUAGGGGCUCAGCCGCCUUCUCCCUGUCCAUCCGCCAAGGGUAGUAAAUGAACCAGGAGGCAUCGGCUAGAAAUAAAUGAUUAGGAUUUAUUCAUAGUUCUUAGUGUUUGCAAACCCCGAACAUGACUGGGCAACACCCGGUGUCCGGGUGAAGAGGAGCCGAGAGCUGUGCGGAAAGCACCUCCCUGCGCGGCCGGAGAAGCGCUCUCCCGGGCGGCAGGCAGGCAGCAGGCGAACAUUCUUUCCUCAGUUCCUCAUUUUCCAUAAGUCCUACCUAUAGGCAUCUCCAGGCAGUGACGCACAACUGAGGAGCUCAGAAGUUCAACUCCUCAGGCUAAUUAAAGUGAAUAAAGUACUUUUCCCCA
Molecule: messenger RNA, 2111 nt
Organism: Myotis lucifugus (little brown bat)
Lineage: Eukaryota; Metazoa; Chordata; Mammalia; Chiroptera; Vespertilionidae
Gene: TBC1D10C
Product: TBC1 domain family member 10C
Exons: 10
Coding region: 316-1641 (441 amino acids)
Source: RefSeq, a predicted model, not a curated record